Molecule: messenger RNA, 1136 nt
Organism: Coccidioides posadasii C735 delta SOWgp
Lineage: Eukaryota; Fungi; Ascomycota; Eurotiomycetes; Onygenales; Onygenaceae
Cellular component (GO): intracellular anatomical structure
Molecular function (GO): oxidoreductase activity, acting on NAD(P)H, oxygen as acceptor
Source: RefSeq, a predicted model, not a curated record
GGGAAACUCUCCAAGAAAUGCUAACAUUUGAGCCAUUUAUCAUCAUCUACCAUCACUAUCUACUGCUAAUUGGUUUCCGGCAAUUUCUCUCAGUCUUACAUUCCUCACAGCUCCAGCAUGAUGAACUCCACUGGUCAACAUCAAAAUGCUUACCCGAAUUUUAGCUUGCGAGGGAGAGUAUAUAUCGUCACUGGGGGCGGCAGGGGGCUAGGAUUAGUGAUGGCAGAGGCAAUAACUGAGGCAGGUGCGGAAGUUCACUGUUUUGAUAUCCUACCAGAACCCGAUGAUGAAUUCGUUCGGACACAGGAGCUCGCCAGCAAGGCACACGUCGGCAAUCUGCACUAUCAUCAUGUAGACGUGAGAGACUCGAAGCAUCUCAACGAUGUUGUGGAGAAGAUCGCAUUGCGCAGUAAUCGCCUAGACGGACUAGUCGCAGCUGCUGGAGUACAGCAAGUGACCGAAGCAAUCGACUACACCGCCGACGAUGUAACGAAGAUGCUGGAUAUAAACUAUACUGGUGUUUUUAUGACCGCUCAAGCCACGGCUCGCCAAAUGAUGAAACUCGGCUGCAAUGGUUCCAUAGUCCUGGUGGCUAGCAUGAGCGGGAUUGUGGCCAACAAAGGCCUUAAUUCACCCGUAUACAACUCCUCAAAAGCCGCAGUAAUCCAACUAGGACGAAACCUGGCCAUGGAGUGGGGUUCCAAAGGUAUUCGAGUGAACUCGCUUUGCCCGGGCCACGUCAUCACGCCGAUGGUAGAAAAGAAUUUUGAAGAAGUACCGGACCUAAAGAAGACUUGGGAAAAAGAGAGCAUGCUUGGGAGAUUAUCCAGGCCAGAGGAAUUCACUGGCGCUGUCAUUUUCAUGUUAAGCGAUGCAAGCUCUUAUAUGACCGGCAGCAGUCUUGUGAUCGAUGGUGGACAUACAGCAUGGUGAUUUCAGUCGUAUAAUGCUAUUAUGAGUUCACGUAUACCUUUGGUAGUACGGAGUUUUUUUCGAUGGCCUGUUGAUGGAGCAUUGCAUCUCAAUCGAAACCUCCUCCUACAUGCACUUAUUAGUUAUGUACUAACUUGGGCUGAAUUUGUUGAACCGAAUUAUUAGUGCAGUUCCUGCAGUAUGCCGUAUAAUUCCAGAUAGGC